Messenger RNA from Fopius arisanus, 1733 nucleotides. RefSeq lists its product as uncharacterized. The transcript is spliced from 3 exons. Lineage: Eukaryota; Metazoa; Arthropoda; Insecta; Hymenoptera; Braconidae. The coding region runs from base 195 to 1097 and encodes 300 amino acids. The record is from RefSeq and is a predicted model, not a curated record.
AGCUGUAAAAAAGAUAAAUGUUAAAAAUCACUCACAACAGUUCUCGUGUUUUUCAGUAAUACAAUAAUCAAAUGAAGAUGUAAACUAGUGAUUUAUUGCCGAAAUUAAAGUGUUUAACUAUUAGAUGAUAAUUUUUAAUGAAAUUAUAUUGAUAAUUCCACUGAUAUUUAGGUGGCAUUAAUUUGGAGUUGAAAAUGAAUUUAAUUGGAGAGUGGAGAUUGAUAAUGUGCGUCUUGUGGAAUGUUUUGGUGCAAGUGGCCCUGAUAGCGAGCCAAGUGAAUCCUCACAGUGCGGUGAGCACCGAGUCCAGUGAGGAGUACCUCAGGAAGGCGAUGAUAGAGCUCCAGUUGAUGAGAGAUGCUAUCGGCAAAGUGCCCAUUUAUUUGGGGGGUAAUGGAGCUCAUUUGUUAGCAGGCAAACGUUUACUCAAUACCAAUUCUAAUUCUUUGAGGAUACAGCAGCACCAGGGAUUACAAAGUAUCCAAGACCCUGGGGGUGGUAAUCUGCAAUAUUAUCAGGUACCGUCGAGGGGACAGGAUGCCUCAUCGCUGCUCACCAAGGGUCAACUUCAUUCAAUUUACAAGCAGGCAGCACAAGGGAACUCCAUAAGCAUGGAAAGCCUCAAGAAUGUUUUAGCUGGUGGACAGCUACCGCUGAGAAAUGCCAAUAAUCUAGAGGAAAAUGUUAAGCCGACGUAUGCGUACUACUUCUAUCCGAUGAAAUCCUUCAUGAAUGACGUUAGGAACCACAAUGGUGCAGGGGACCUCCAGAUGGAAUCAACAAAUCCAUUCCACGAGUCCCAGAAGCAAAUGGUGAUGAAUCCGCUUUUCAUGGCAAUAAGUGGUUUCGUGGGUAUGGCACUGGUAUUCAUGCUUGGUGUACUGAUUAUGCCACGUCUCUUCCCUGACUUCAAGUCACGUUUUGUUCACGAUGAAUUGCUGGAUCUCACCAAAACAGUGAGCGAUGCCAUCGAGGCAUACAACAAGACAACACCAGUAAGACCUAAGAAACACUACCCAGAAGCAAUCAUAGGAAUUAAAACUAGACCACAAGGUGCAUCCGCGAGAAAACGAUGCAAGAUACGUCCCAACAACUAGUUGAAAUAAAACAAUUCAGUGAGACUCUUCAACAUUUAUCUCUGCGAAUUUAUUUAUUUCGUUUAUUUAUUUGUAGUUUAAUAUUCAUUUCAUUUUGAAAAGAAAAAAAAAAACGUUUACUUUACAAAACUCUCCAGCAUUCAUGCACAACAAUGGGAAAUUAUAAUUGUUUCUUCGUUAUCUCUGAAAAUUUUUUUGCUUUUUAAUUUAUUUCAUUCAUAUUUGAAGGGUUCAGACUCGUUCACGCGACAGACAUCGAACUCAGGAUUUCAGGGGAUUAUAAAUGUAAUCGUUGUUGAUUUGUCCAUCACCAAUGGGAAAGGAACUGGCGAUCGAGGAUUGUUCAAACUAGAGGCGUGUGUUCAGAUCGUGAUCGUUCGAAAUUUUAUUCAAUAACAUCACCCCUCAGACUAUCCCAAAAAAAUAUUACAAAUCAAAAUAGUAUAAUGUAAAUAUAUUACUUGGCGAAAAUAUCAGCCCGAGAAAUAUUACGAGUCGUUGAAUAUCGAACGAUCUAGAUUCUGAAGUCCUGAUUAUAGACGGAAAUAUUAAAGUUCUUCAAUAUCAUUUUUUGCGGAAUUCAUUAAAUUUUUUUUUUGCUAAUUAUCAAUGCGAUUGACGUAAAAAAAUAAUAUA